This is a messenger RNA of Bipolaris zeicola 26-R-13, 1254 nucleotides long. RefSeq lists its product as uncharacterized. The transcript is spliced from 2 exons. The record is from RefSeq and is a predicted model, not a curated record. NCBI's taxonomy places the organism in Eukaryota, Fungi, Ascomycota, Dothideomycetes, Pleosporales, Pleosporaceae. Bases 1 to 1254 code for a protein of 417 amino acids.
AUGAAGCAGAAGGUACGCAACGGAAAGGAACAAAUCAGCACUGUCCUAGCCGAGCAAGAGAAGGGUCACAAGCAAGUCAGCAUUCUUGCAAAGAGAGAAGCGCUUGCAGGCAUUCUUAGUCGUUUAGAAGAAGAGAGUACAUCGACGAAGCAAAGUGAUCGAACGAUAAUCACUAGGCAACAGGCCUCUCUGCAAAGCUCCGAGCAGCAACUGAAGACUUUAAGAAUUGAAUCUGAUGGAUACAAGAAGGCAGCCGAAGAUCAGCAACGCCAAGCAAAUACCAAAAUGUUUUCCCUAGAACAGCAGGCCAUACGAGCGCAGCAUGAGCUUUCCAAGGCGAACGAAGAAGCUGGACGGAUGCAAGCUAAGCUCUCCGAAGCAAACGUGGACAGGUCUUCUUUCGAAUCACAGGUCGAGCGAGUGCGUGGAGUAGAAACGGAAUUGCGGAAGGAGAUUGUUAGACUUGGAGAACAAGUUAAAGAAACAAGGACUCAAGCUGAAGCCGAAAAGGCAAAAGCCAACGAGCAAGAGAGGGAGGUUAAAGCCCUCCAAGAACACACUGACAAGUCAAGAACGGAACCGGACAAGCGCAUCAAAGGCCUUUCCGCCAGCCUUGAGGCUGCAAUACAAGAUUGUGGCGACUUGGCAUGGGACAACGCGCUACAUGAGAAAACAAUCGCGAACCAGGAACGAGAGAUUGAUACCGCUAACAACCAUAACGAACAGCUAGCAGAGGAAAUCCGAGGACUCAAAGCCGCUCUUGAAGAUGGACAGCAACGUAAUGAGUCUGCGAACACUGAGCUGGAUGCAGCUCGGCGUGAUAUGGAAAUCGCUACGAACCAGAACGAACAGCUGGUAGACGAAAUCCGAGGACUCAAAGCCGCUCUCGAGGACGCAAAGGAGCGCAACAAUUCUGCGAACACCGAGCUGGAUGCAGCCAAAACAGCAACUCAGCGUGCGCUUGAACGUGCUGAUAAAGUCGAGCAGUCAUUGAACACUGUUAGGGAAACACAUGCAGCUAGAGUAGUGACGCUCCGGGACGAAGUCGUCGCUCUCCAAGACAAACUCGUAAUUGCAAAGAAGGAACAUUUAUACGUUAAAGCAGGAGAUGCGAAGCAGACUCAGGCUGCCGGGGAAGCAGAACUUUUCCAUACCAAGGCUCAAGGGCAGCUUGACAUCGAUCAAGUCCAUCAGGAAUCCGAACAAUCACAAGUCAAAGAUACGUUGGAGCGCAAAAAAGGCGAGUUGCAGUAG